Messenger RNA from Strongylocentrotus purpuratus (purple sea urchin), 3490 nucleotides. RefSeq names its product WAS/WASL-interacting protein family member 1. NCBI's taxonomy places the organism in Eukaryota, Metazoa, Echinodermata, Echinoidea, Camarodonta, Strongylocentrotidae. Gene Ontology annotation, molecular function: actin binding. The record is from RefSeq and is a predicted model, not a curated record. Bases 285 to 1721 code for a protein of 478 amino acids. The transcript has 7 exons.
CAUAAACAGCCAUUUUGGAUCAGGAAGUACUGACAAAACCCGAGCCUCUUGUAUGAUUUCCGGGUGUGAUAUAUUACCAUUAACCUAGCAGCCGAGAAGUUAUCCUUGUCAGAAAUGAGUUGUAUAUGGAGACUAGAGUGAUAUUCGGGACUGAAACAAAGCACUAAGGUACUAUUGCCUGGAUGCUGUGAAAACCCUCCUACCACCACCAUUCCAGGGAGAUAACCAGAGGGAGACCCAGUAGGGCUGAGAGAGGGAUCUAGAUCAGGGACCCCUCUGACAAGAUGCCACCCCCGCCGCCCCCACCGGGGCCCCCUCCCCCGCCCACCUUUAAACAGGCCAACACGACCCCGCCCAACCUCAACAAGAAUGAGCAGAAAAACAGAGGGGCGCUUCUUGGGGAUAUUCACAAAGGAAUGAAACUCAAAAAGACAGUAACAGUGGACAAAAGCGGCCCUUUGCUAGGUCCAUCAAAACCUAGUGGAGGAGGAGGAGGAGGAGGGGGAGGAGGCGGAGGAGGAGGGGGAGGAGGAGGAGGCGGCGGAGGAGGAUUUGGAGGAGGAGGAGGAGGGGGUCUUGGAGGGCUAUUUGCAGGUGGAAUGCCCAAAUUGAAGCCAUCAGGAAUGAGGGGCGGCGGAGGCGGCGGUUCAGCACAAUCAAACACACCCUCAUUACAUGCACCCUCAUCAAACCAUGUCCAUCAUAGCAACAGAGGCCUGUCAACGUCACCUCAGCCCCCAAGACACAAAUUUGGUAAUGGUGGAAAGCCCAGCGGUGGCGGACUUCCCGCUUCACGACCAUUACCCCAUCCCUCAGGGAACUCACGGCCGCUGCCCAGCCAACCACAGAACACUCACAACCCGGUGUCGGCCAGAAUUAGUAAUAAAGGCAGCAGCAAUGGGCACGGGGCAGCAGACAGAGCACCGCCCCCUCCACCUCCUAGUAGUAACAGACCUAGACCCCCAUCAACAAGUUUUCCCCCUCCACCCCCAUCAUCUUUACCAUCCUCAAAACCCUCAAAUAAUUUUCCACCACCCCCUCCCACAUCAUCUAUACCCUCAAGAAAUAGUAGAGCGCCGCCUCCCCCAAAGAGAGAUCCCCCUAGUAAAGGGUCGACGCCCCCGCCCCCGCCCCCUCAAGGGAGGAUUGAUAAUAAACUAUCCAAUGGUCCCAGUACAGGUCCACCACCACCACCGCCUUCAAGGCAGCCCCCCGGUGGCAGGCCGCCCCCACCCCCAAGAGAUACCCCCAGGCCGGGGACCGCACCACCACCGCCUCCGCCUUCCAGAAGUCAAGGCCGGCCACCGUCAACGGUUUCAAGUUCGUCGUCGAGGGCGCCGCCACCGCCGCCUAACAGAACGUCGACCGGUCAUUCUGCUCCUCCGCCACCAUCCAGGGAUAAAGGACCAAGACCGCCGUCAAUAGUGGGAGGACCGCCCCCACCACCACCUUCUAGAGGUACACCCAGGAGUCCCCCUGCAAGGAACCCCCCUGCCAGGGAUUCAGGAAUUAUGAAUGGAACUGAUGAUUUUGAGAGUCGGUUCCGGUUUAACUCAUCCUCACGCUUCCCAACUCCUCCACCUAUGAAGAAGUUACAAAAGACGUAUCCAAGCAAACAACCAAAUAGACAAAACUCCACUGUGUACUUUACAUCCGAGCAAGCGAAUGCACAUUCCAAUGGUACAAAGAGAGGACAACCCCCUGCACCACCCAGACAAUAGGAUCUUCACUAUUUUUUAGUAGCUUAGGGAGAAUGAUGCACUUGCUCUCCACUGACAGAAAGGACCAGCAGCUGCCACGCCCAACCAUCCUAACAAUGCAGUACCACCUAAGCUGGUUGAAGAAAACAAAAUCACAAACGAGAAAGGAGCGCCCGGCAAGGUUCCUAAUGGAAUACUGUAUGCCUGUUGGAUGAACUUUUGCAAGGCAGUAAAAGCACUGGAGGGGACAAGAAUGCUAUGCCAGGUUUAAAGGCGGAGCAUAUAAAUGUGUAUAAGUGAUAUCGGAGAGAGAAGCACAGUAUUUUGGGCAAGCAGUGCUGGAGUCUUUGAUAUAUAUAUAUAUAAUGUGCUUCAAUGUUUCAGUCGAGUCAGAGAGAUUUUAUACUACUGGUAAUAUAUUUGCACUUUCUUUACAUACUCAGAAGAAGUUCCAUUAUUUAUAUUGCAAUAUUUUAGCAGACGUGUCUUAAGAAAAAGUCAAAGGAAAGACAAUUGCAUUGCAGGAAAUCUGCUGAAUGUGAUUUAGCCGGCUCAUUCUACGGCAUUCUGCCAUAUCAUACAACCUUGCUAUAGGCCCUCUAUUACCUAAUAUCCAGCAAGUGAAUAUAAACACUUUGAAUUGGUUCCGGAUUUUAUAUUUACCUGUGAAGCACAAUUUGGUAGCAGAGAUUGGAAAAUGUGGCUUCAUUACAUAGAUUAGAUUUCAGAGAAUAUUUUCGCAUUGUCCUCUUGGGAUAUGGCCAGUCCAUGCUACAGUAAAACCAGGACAUUUUGUGUGUUGGUAACUUUGCAAUGUAUACGGAUGGUUAUUUCCAUGGCAAGAAACUUCAAGCCACCUAGAAGUUGGUGUCCAUGUGUCUUGCAUCAUAAUUUGCUGACACUAGGUUUGGUGGAAUUACCAAUGAAUGUGUCUGUGUUUGCAACAAACCUGUGGUCCCACCAGGAAAUACUCCUACUUGCCUUCAUAUCUUGAGGAUGAGGGAAAUUUGAUAUCAUGGAAUUAAUUCCUUAUGGUGGUAGGUUAGGGGCACAGUGCAUUACAAGACCUAUCGGUUGUAAAAGUCCACUCUUGGUGACUGACAAGUUGACAACACCUGCUUAGUUGGUAAACACAAAAUGGUGUCGAAUUACCCCAUGAGAACCCACUAUUAUGAGCCUUUAACUAUUGCAAAGAUGUGAUACGUUGUCAAUUGUGAUACAUCUAUUAUGCUGCUACAACUUUUGCGAAUCUGAACCACUUGUGAAAUUAUUGAACAUUUAAUGCAGCCGAAAGUUCCUGGUUUUGCAGUAAUGAGAUCAGAGAAGAAAAAAAUCAGUUGGAAAAUGGAAGGAUAAAGUGAAAGGGAACACACAACUCCCCUCUCCCAAAUAAAAAGUAAACAAUGAUAAAUAUAAGAAUCAUACACCAGAACUCCCAAGAAACCAAUCGUGGUCAUGAAUGAUCAUUGGCUUUCAUCUUGACCCCCUAAAACCUUUGCCGCUCGAGUACAAAUUUACAGAUCAUGAGAAAGUUGAAAUAUCCAUUUUUCACAACAACUAAAAUGGAAGGAACAUUUUUUUCCCGAUAAUUAGCAGCUUCGUUUCUAGUUUGUCUUCCAGGGGCCCAUUUCACAAAGUGUUUUUUCAAUGACAAAUGACAAAUAUCAGUGACAAAUCUGCUGAUAACCAAUCAGAAGCAAGGAUUUCAGUAGCUUAUAAAAAAAAACUGUCAUUCGUCACUGAUGACAAGUUUUGAAAAACGCCCCCCCAGGUGAAAGCAAGAAGUUUUG